Molecule: messenger RNA, 16293 nt
Organism: Onychostoma macrolepis
Lineage: Eukaryota; Metazoa; Chordata; Actinopteri; Cypriniformes; Cyprinidae
Exons: 62
Coding region: 112-16074 (5320 amino acids)
Biological process (GO): cell-matrix adhesion
Molecular function (GO): protein binding
Source: RefSeq, a predicted model, not a curated record
CUGUGCUCUGGUUGAACUGUUGGAGAGAGAAUCACCCUUGAUUUGCUCUGCAGCAGCAUUUCAUCUCAGAUCACUUUGACACAUUGGCGUCUCCAGAAGCAGUCUGCCACAAUGAGGUUUCUAAUCUCAUUGUGUGUGCCACUACUCCUGUUGCUUAACGUUGUUUUCAGCAGCAAUGAUCCUUGUAACAACUAUGAAUCUCUGGAUCAUCCCUGGAGAGCCACAGAUGAAGCUGGAUUUUACAUUUGUGAUGAAUAUUUUGACUGGAAUGGCUGGUAUCGACUUUUCUACAAUGGAAUGGACAUCCGAAUGCCAGAGAGCUGUGUUAAUGCAGGCAGCUGUAACACAGAUUACAGUCUGUGGCUCAAUGGUUCUCACCCUCAGAUUGAGGAUGGAGAGGUGAUCAUGGAGGUCUGUGCAAGCACGUUGUAUGACUGCUGCUAUUUCCAAUCAACACCCAUCAGAGUCAAAGCUUGCCCAGGCAAUUACUAUGUCUAUGAACUUGUGAAUCAACUGUAUGGGUGUUCAGGAUACUGCACAGAUAUCAGCACAAUAUCCCUGACAACUUCCACUUCAAGUCCAUCUACAUUAAGUGGAUCCAGCCUUUCCAUGUCUGCCAUUGACACAGAUUAUGACCCAUGCCACAACUACAAAAUUCUUGAUGAUUACUGGAGAAGCACACUCAAUUAUUGGUAUCAAUAUGGAUAUAUGUCCGGAAACGAUGACACUCUAGUUGAAUGGCAUGGCUGGUAUCGACUCUUCAUUAAUGGAUCGGGUGCUGAGAUGCCUGAGUGGUGUUUCAGUUAUAUGUCAUGUGGAGGUUAUAGUUCUCUGUGGCUUGGUGGCCCUCAUCCUGAGAUAGAAGAAGGAGUUGUUACUCGUGAAGUCUACGGCUCUAUUAAUGACCAGUGCAGUUACUACAGAUCUGACCCAAUCCAAGUCAAAGCUUGUCCUGGAAAUUACUAUGUCUACAAGCUUACAAGUCCAAAGCCAUCGAUCCCAGCGCCUGUAUAUUGUACAGUUCCUUUCAACACUCCAAAUACUGAUCCCUGCUAUAACUAUGCCAGUCUGGAUGACCCUUGGCGAGCCACUGACAAUUAUUAUAUCACUUAUAUGUGUGAUUAUAAUGUCAACUGGAACGGCUGGUACAGGCUCUUCUACUAUGGUCAGAGUGUCCAGAUGCCAGAGUCAUGUGUUAGUUCUGGCAUGUGUGGCACAGACAAACCACUGUGGCUCAACGACCCUCACCCACAGCUGGAAGAUGGAGUGGUCACACGACAAGUCUGCGGUUCCACAUGGAAUGACUGCUGUGGUUACAAAUCUCAUCCAAUACAAGUCAAAGCUUGUCCAGGAGACUAUUAUGUGUAUGAGUUUGUCAGGCCGCUAUUGUGUUCAUCUUACUGUGCAGAUGUCUCAAGCCUCAGCAGCCCAACAUCUACAACAUCACCUACAACAACAGUGGCAGUCAUACCCCCAGAAUCCAUUACUCUGCCUGUCACAAACACAGCCCUCCACUUUGACCCCUGCGAUAGCUACACUGUGCUGGACGAUUCUUGGAGAUCCACAGACAAUCGAUAUACCUUCAAUUUAAUGUGUGAUGCUUAUGUCAGCUGGGUGGGCUGGUAUCGUCUCUUCAUUCACGGCCAGAGCGUUCAGAUGCCAGACACAUGUGUUGAUCGGCUAAGCUGUGGUACUCAUGCCCCACUUUGGCUAAAUGGUCCACACCCAAGAAUUGAGGAUGGAGUGGUGACCCGAGAUGUCUGCGGUCACUGGUGGAAUGACUGCUGUGGUUUCCAGUCAAAUCCUAUUAGAGUGAAAGCCUGCCCGGGCAAUUACUACGUUUAUGAGUUUGUUAGCCCAAGUUUCUGCUAUGGGACCUACUGUGCAGAUGUUAGGAACAAUAGCAUCAGCAUUCCUACUUUCACUCCAGAGACAACUUUGGCUGAGGCUUUCCGCAUUGACCCCUGCUACAACUACACAGCCCUGGAUGAUCAUUGGAGAGCAACAGACAAUCACAAUUCAUACAAUUGUGAUGCUAGUGUUAAUUGGGAUGGCUGGUAUCGUCUCUUCAUUGCAGGCCAAGAUGCUCAGAUGCCAGAAACAUGUGUUAAUCAGUUUAGCUGUGGCACUGUUGCCCCGCUGUGGCUAAAUGGUCAGCAUCCACAAGUCGAGGAUGGAGUGGUCACCCGUCAUGUCUGCGGCCACUGGAACAAUGACUGCUGCAAUUUUGAGUUUAAUCCUAUGAAAGUUAAAGCCUGUCCAGGAAAUUAUUAUGUGUAUGAGUUCAUGAACACAGUGUUCUGCUUUGUGGCAUACUGCGCAGAAGUGACGAAUAUCGGUUAUACAGAUGUCACGCCACACACCACCCCAACUGUCACAACUCCCAGUUCUGACCCAUGCUCUGAUUAUAAUAUUCUUGAUGACGAUUGGAGAGACUUGCGCCAGAACAGCCAAUCCAGCGACCAUGAUGACACUGCUGUUGAAUGGAAUGGUUGGUAUCGGCUGUAUUUGAAUGGAGAAAGUGCUCAGCUGUCUGAGUGGUGUGUGACAAACGCAAGAUGUGGUGGUGAAGUUGGACUUUAUCUCAAUGGUUCUCAUCCACAAUUUGAGGAUGGGGUGGUGACCCGUGAAGUCUUGGGAUCUUCAAGUUGGUGGUGGAACUCCAACCACUGUAGCUAUUUUAGAUCUACCUCCAUUCAAGUCAAAGAAUGUCCAGGAGAUUUUUAUGUCUAUAAACUUGACAAACCUGAUGCGUCAAUCCCUAGGCCUACAUAUUGUGCAGUUGCAUUCAACAGCAUCAGUAAUGAUCCUUGUUACAACUAUGAAUCUCUGGAUCGUCCCUGGAGAGCCACAGAUGAAACUGGAUUUUACAUUUGUGAUGAAUAUUUUGACUGGAACGGCUGGUACAGACUUUUUUACAAUGGAGCGAACAUCCGAAUGCCAGAGAGCUGUGUUAAUGCAGGCAGCUGUAACACACAGAACAGUCUGUCGCUCACUGGUCCUCACCCUCAGGUAGAGGAUGGAGUAGUGACCAUGGAGGUCUGUACAAGAACAUGGACGUGGUAUUUCAGCUAUGAUUUGAAGAAAACACCUAUCAGAGUUAAAGCUUGCCCAGGAGAUUACUAUGUUUAUGAACUUGUGAAUCAACCAGCAAAUGGGUGUUCAGGGUAUUGUACAGAUGUCAGCACAAUAUCUCUGGUUUCCACUACAAGUCCAGCUACCAGUCCUGGAUUCAGCAUGACUUUGAAUUAUGACCCAUGCUAUAACUACAACAUUCUUGACAAUUACUGGAGAAGCACACUCUGGUAUAUGUCUGGAUAUGAUGACGCUCGUGUUGAAUGGGAUGGCUGGUAUCGAUUUUUCAUUAAUGGAUCGAGUGCUCAGAUGCCUGAGUGGUGUUUCUAUUACAUGUCAUGUGGAGGUUUUAGCUCUCUGUGGCUUGGUGGCCCUCAUCCUCAACCAGAAGAUGGAGUUGUUACUCGUGAAGUCUACGGUUCUGUUAAUGACCAGUGCAGUUCCUACACAUCCAACCCCAUCCAAGUCAAAGCUUGUCCUGGAAAUUUCUAUGUGUACAGACUUUCAAGGCCAAAACCAUCAAUCCCAGUCCCUGUAUAUUGUGCAGUGUUAUUUAACACUCCAAAUACUGAUCCCUGCUACGACUACACAAGUCUGGAUGACCCUUGGAGAGCCACUGACAAUUAUUACAACAAUUACAUGUGUGAUUAUAAUGUCAACUGGAACGGCUGGUACAGGCUCUUCUACUAUGGUCAGAGUGUCCAGAUGACAGAGUCAAGUGUUGGUUAUGGCAUGUGUGGUACUCCUCACCCACUGUGGCUCAACGGCCCUCACCCACAGCUGGAAGAUGGAGUGGUCACACGACAAGUCUGUGGUUCCACAUGGAAUGAUGGCUGUGGUUACAAAUCUCAUCCAAUACAAGUCAAAGCUUGUCCAGGAAACUAUUAUGUGUAUGAAUUUGUCAGGCCAACAUUCUGUGCAUCUUACUGUGCAGAUGUUACAAAACUUGCAUCUACAACAACAUCUGAAACAACAGUGACAAUUCCACCCACAGAACCCAGUACUUUGUCUGUUACAAGCCCAGCAGAAGCUAUUCCUUUUGACCCCUGCUAUAACUACACUGUGCUUGAUGAUUCUUGGCGAUCCACUAGCAAUCAGCAUUCCUCCUCCAUAAUGUGUGAUGCUCAUGUCAACUGGGUGGGUUGGUAUCGUCUCUUCAUUGGUGGCCAGAACGGUCAGAUGCCAGACACAUGUGUUGAUCAGUAUAGAUGUAGCACUCACGCCCCACUGUGGCUAAAUGGUCAACAUCCACAAGUCGAGGAUGGAGUGGUCACCCGAAAUAUCUGUGGUCACUGGGGCGAUAACUGCUGCUAUUUCCAAUCCAAUCCCAUUAAAGUGAAAGCCUGCCCAGGAAAUUACUAUGUCUAUGAGUUUGUUCAACCAAAUUUCUGCUCUGGGACCUACUGUGCAGCCCCAACUCCCAGCUCUGACCCAUGCUCUGGUUACAAUGUUCUUGAUGACAACUGGAGAGACUUGCGCACGAACUUCUACCAAUAUUAUUACAAUGAUGACAGAUAUGUUGAAUGGAAUGGUUGGUAUCGGCUGUAUUUGAAUGGAGAGAGUGCUCAGAUGUCUGAGUGGUGUGCGAGUUUUACAGGAUGUGGUGGUGAAGUUGGACUUUAUCUCAAUGGCUCUCAUCCAAAACCCGAGGAUGGGGUGGUGACCCGUGAAGUCUUGGGGUCGUCGUCUUGGCCGUGGUGGUGGUGGGGGUGGGGGUGGAGCGGCCACCAUUGUGGCUAUUAUAAAUCCACCUCCAUUGAAAUCAAAGCCUGUCCAGGAGAUUACUAUGUCUAUAAACUUGUCAAACCUGACAUGUCAAUCCCUACACCUACGUACUGUGCAGUUGCUUUCAACAACAUCAGUAAUGAUCCUUGUAACAACUAUGAAACGCUGGAUCGUCCCUGGCGAGCCACAAAUGAAACUGGACUUUACAUUUGUGAUGAAAAUUUCUCCUGGAAUGGCUGGUAUCGACUUUUUUACAACGGAAUAGACAUUCGAAUGCAAGAGAGCUGUGUUUCUGGUGGCAGCUGUAACACAUACAAAGGUCUGUGGCUCAAUGGUCCUCACCCUCAGAUUGACGAUGGAGUGGUGACAAUGGAGGUCUGUGGGGGCAUGUAUUACGGCUGCUGUGAUUAUAAAUCAACACCCAUCAGAGUCAAAGCUUGCCCAGGCGAUUACUAUGUCUAUGAACUUGUAAAGCCACGUUCAUUUUAUUGUUCAGGAUACUGCACAGAUGCCAGCAAUAUAUCAACAACUUUUUCCUCUACAAGUCCAGCUACAUUUAUGGGGUCCAGCAUGACCGCUAUUAACACAGAUUUUGACCCAUGCUAUGACUACAACAUUCUUGACAACUCAUGGAGAAGCACAUUCAAUUUCUGGUAUCAAUAUGCACAUGAUGACACUCGUGUUGAAUGGGAUGGCUGGUAUCGACUCUUCAUUGAUGGAUCGAGUGCUCAGAUGCCUGAGUGGUGUUUCUAUUACAUGUCAUGUGGAGGUUUUAGUUCUCUGUGGCUUGGUGGCCCUCAUCCUGAGAUAGAAGAUGGAGUGGUUACUCGUGAAGUCUACGGUUCUCAUUACGACCAGUGCAGUUACUACAGAUCUGACCCAAUCCAAGUCAAAGCCUGUCCUGGAAAUUAUUAUGUCUACAAAAUUAAAAGGCCAAAGGUAUUGAUCCCAGCCCCUGCAUAUUGUGCAGUUGGUUUCACCACUCCGAGUGCUGACCCUUGCUACAACUACAACAGCCUAGAUGAACCCUGGAGAGCCACCAUCAGCCCACACUACGAUAAAUAUUAUGACUAUGGAAUAUGUGAUUAUAAUUACAACUGGAACGGCUGGUACAGGCUGUUCUACAAUGGUCAGAGUGUCCAGAUGCCAGAGUCAUGUGUUGGUUCUGGCAUGUGUGGCACUUCUCACCCACUGUGGCUCAACGGCCCUCACCCACAGCUGGAAGAUGGAGUGGUCACUCGGCAAGUCUGUGGUUCAACAUGGAAUGACUGCUGUGGUUACAAAUCUCAUCCAAUACAAGUCAAAGCUUGUCCAGGAAACUAUUUUGUGUAUGAAUUUGUCAGGCCAACAUUCUGUGCAUCUUACUGUGCAGAAAUUAUCAUCACAAAUACAACAACAAGCUCAAAUAUUUCCUCAGGACCAUUUUAUCCAUUUGGAGCUGGAGACACAGAGAAUGAUCGCUCUGAUGAUGGGAGUUCACCAGUGAUCUACCUUUUGCAACCAUUUAUAUUUUUUGGACAGACAUACAACCAACUAUAUAUCAACAACAAUGGAUACUUGACAUUUGAUUGGUCAUGGUACAGCUACUUCCCAUACCAGUUCCCAGGUUAUGGUGGAAUAGACCUGAUCGCUCCAUUCUGGACAGAUAUCGAUAACCGUGGCAAUGGUGUUAUUUCAUAUCGUCAGUACACAUCUGGCAGUGUUCUUACAGAUGCCACACAAGACAUUAACCAAUACUUCCCUGACCUGAGCUUUUCUGCAACUUGGGUCUUUGUAGCAACAUGGGACAGAGUUGCAUAUUAUCCAUAUUCAAGAACCGAAACAUCUUUCCAGGUGGUUUUGAUUUCAGAUGGGCAUUUCUCUUUUGUUUUGUUUAAUUAUGGAACAAUUGCUCCAACUCAACGAUAUGUACAGGCUGGUUAUGACACAAUCAGCUCUAGAUACCACUUUUCAAUUACUGAAUCGCAACAGAAUAGCAUCACAAGCUUAACAUACAGCAGCAAUGUCAAUGUGCCAGGCAGAUGGGUCUUCAGAACAGAUCAUGGAUCACGGGGUUGUCAGUUUAAUGGUGUUCCAGUGCAACUUGGAGACUCUUUCUGGAGUGAUGAAACCUGCCAGCAGAGAUGCACCUGCACCAGCGGUGGCCUCCAGUGUAGCCACGAGCCCUGCAGUUACUCCCAAGUCUGCCGUCCAGCUGCCUUCCAGUACUCUUGCCAGAACAUUCAACGGAAAACCUGUACCAUCUCUGGUGAUCCUCACUACUACACCUUUGACUAUCAGGUUUUUCACUUUCAAGGGACCUGCACUUAUGUUCUAUCUGAGGCUUGUGGCAAUGGUUUGCAAUAUUAUCGCAUUGAGGGCAAAAAUGAGCAUCGGGGCAGCACACAUGUGUCAUGGACGCGGAUGGUCAGAGUGUUUGUCUAUGAUGAAGUAAUUGAACUGGUCAAGGAUCACUAUUAUGACGCAAGGGUUAAUGGAAGCUUUGUAGCAACGCCAUUCACCCUCCGCAAUGGCUCCGUCCAGGUUUAUCAGUCAGGUUUUUCCGUGGCCAUCAGCACAGAUUUUGGUCUGGUUGUUACAUAUGAUGCAUACAGCUACGUCAGCAUCUCUGUACCUUAUGACUAUUUUAACGCCACCUGCGGUCUGUGCGGAAACUUUAACCUGCAUCCCGAAGAUGACUUCCGUUCACCCAGUGGUGAAGUCUUGAGCUCAGAUGUUGACUUUGCAAACAGUUGGAAAGUACAAAGUGACACAGAUCCUGAGUGUCAUAAUGUCAGGUGCACAGGUCUGGCUUGUGCUGUUUGUACCACAGAUGAAAUGAGUUUUUACAGUGACAACAACCACUGUGGAAUCCUAGAAGAUGUUGUCGGCCCUUUUUCCGAUUGCCACUCUGUGCAUGCGCCACAGACCUACACAGAGAACUGUGUAUAUGACCUUUGCUUGGGAGGAGGUUACCAGCCCAUUCUGUGCCAAGCUCUCAAUGUGUAUGCUACUCAGUGCCAACAGCAGGGUAUACAUCUUGGUCAAUGGAGACAGCAGGGCUUUUGUGAGAUUCAAUGCCCUGAACACAGUCAUUUUGAGCCCCAAGGAACAGGUUGUCCUGCGACUUGCAGUAAUCCAUCUGCCCCAAUGAACUGUCCCUUGCCCAGUCAGGAAAGCUGUAUCUGUGAUCCUGGGUACAUCCUGAGCGCUGGAGAGUGUGUGCCUGAAGCAAACUGUGGCUGCAUCUUUGAGGGCUUCUAUUACACAGAAGGACAGUCAGUGGUGUUGGAUGGUGACUGUGGGAGACAGUGUGUGUGCAGCAGCAUGUCGAUGACCUGCCAUCAGCACCAGUGUGGUCCAGCAGAGGUGUGUGGAGUCCAUGAUGGUGUGAGAGGCUGCAGACCCACCGGCUAUGCUACCUGCUCGGUUGAAGACCUCGGGUCAUAUCACACCUUCGAUGGACUAAGUUUCAGAUAUCAGGGAGCAUGCGGACUGACCCUUGCUAGAGUGAUGGGGCCAUCCCCACUACCACACUUUGUGUUGAUGGUGGAGAAAGUACCCCGAGGCCUUCAAGACUUUUCCAGGUUCCUGAAGUUUGAGGCAGAAGGAAUUCAGGUCUCCAUCGAAAUGGGAGAGGGCAGCAAUAUAAAGGUGGAUGGACAGAUGGUCGGUCUGCCUGUCAGUGUUGGCUCUGGUCAAAUCCGUAUUUAUCACAGCAGUGUGAGGGGUUUCGUUGUGGAAACAAACUUUGGGGUGACUGUAAGAGCUGACUGGCCACACAUUGUCCGAAUUACGGCACCAAGCACAUAUAGUGGCACACUUGGAGGUCUGUGUGGGAACUUCAAUGGAGACAUUGCCGAUGAAUUUUACACUCCAGAUGCUGUCCUGUUGAAUGACGUUCAGCUGUUUGCGCACAGCUGGCGUGAUGGUUCCCUAUCAGCCCACUGUGAGGACCCAAAUGACAGCUGGGAACCAGGACAUUAUCAGAACAGCAGCCAGUUCACUGAACAUUGUAGCAUCAUGGCCAAGAAUGAUGGACCAUUUGCUGAGUGCAGCAGAGCAAUAGAUCCUCAGCGACGGAUUGCAGAUUGCGUUCAGCUGCUGGAGCAGACACAAGGUGCCAGAGAAGGCCUAUGUGAGGCUUUGCGAGGUUACACACUACUUUGCCAACAGAAUGGCAUUGCAGUAGAAGAGUGGAGGAGUGCCAUUCACUGCGAUCCCACCUGUCCAGCAAAUUCCCAUUACGAAGUAUGCGGCACAUCCUGUCCUGCUUCCUGCCCCAGCCUCUCAUUUCCAUUUCAGUGCACAUUGCAGUGCCAGGAAGGAUGCCAGUGUAAUGACGGAAAUGUGUUGAAUGGAGAUCGUUGUGUGCCUCCUGUGGGUUGUGGUUGCUACCACUCUGGGCGUUAUCGGCAGGCUGGAGAGAGGUUCUGGCAUGGUGAAGAGUGCCAGUUCUUGUGUGUUUGUGAUGGAAUCACUGGAAAUGUUCAUUGCACACCAUCUUCUUGCAGUGAGGAGGAGGUCUGCCAUGUGUUGGACGGCGAGUACGGCUGCCAUCCUCGGCCACACGCUCGUUGCUCUGCUUCGGGAGACCCCCACUACAUGUCUUUUGAUGGAACUUACUUUGACUUCCAGGGCACAUGCCGCUAUGUGCUAGCCACAGUAUGUAAUGACACUACUGGCCUUCCGCACUUCCAGGUAGAUGCAAGGAACGAGGCAUGGCAUGGACUCUCGGUGGCAAUUACUGUAGAAGUUUUUGUCAAUGUCUCUGGGCAUCUUGUGCACAUGUCACAAGACAUGAAUGGUCAUUCUACUGUUGAGGUUGAUGGAGAGACCAGAAACCUCCCCAUCCUGCUUGAUUCUGGACGGGUGUCUGUGUACUCCAGCGCACAGUACAUAUUUGUAUCAACUGACUUUGGUUUUAGUGUGAGUUAUGGUGGUUCCUGGACAUUGAACAUCAUUGUACCAGCGGACUACAGUGGGGUUACGUGUGGCAUCUGUGGCAACUUCAACGGCCAGAGUAAUGAUGACUUCAUGACUCCUUCAGGUGCUCUGGUGCGCUCAGCAGACCAGUUUGGGGCAAGUUGGAAGGUUGAGGAAGAGCUGCCAUGUAAUGAUGGGUGUGGAAACAAUUGCCCUUUGUGCGAUGAUCAGACAACCUCCCGUUCCCUGUGUGACAUCAUCAGGUCCAGUGAGGGCCCCUUUAGUUUCUGCCAUGUUUAUGUCGAUCCUCAAGCCUACUUUGAUGACUGUGUGUUCGAUGUGUGCCUUUCUGGAAACCGUAAUGAUGUCCUGUGUCGCUCGAUCCAAACCUAUGCGAGUGCCUGUCAAUCUAACAAUGCCGUUAUCUACCCCUGGAGAGAAAGCGCAUCCUGUGUCAUAACCUGCCCAGAAAACAGCCACUAUGAGUUGUGUGGCACAGACUGUGGUCAUACUUGCGCGAGCAGCAUUGAUGCUAGUUGUGAACACACAUGCUCAGAGGGAUGUUUCUGUGAUAAUGGAUUGGUGAGGAGUGGAGGACUCUGUGUCCCAGUGGAGCAAUGUGGCUGCUUGUAUGACGGAUUCUACUUUAAUGUUGGUGAGCAAUUCUGGAAUCUAGAUUGUUCCCAACACUGUGAGUGUUUUACUCCAAAUGAUCUGCGCUGCACUGAUUCCUCCUGCCAACCUACUAUGGUGUGUAUGGUCAGAAACGGACGUCGUGAUUGCUACGAGAGUACCACAUACAUAACCACCACCAGAUCAAGCCUUCCCUCAGAGCAGAGUACCAUUAACAUGACCAGCACCAGACCAAUCCCCCCAGCUGUUUUUUAUCCAUUUGGAGCUGGAGACACCGAGAAUUAUCGUUCUGAUGAUGGAAGUUCAUCUGUGAUCUACCUUCUGCAACAGUUCAUAUUUUUUGGACAAACAUAUAGUCAAAUAUAUGUCAACAACAAUGGACACUUGACGUUUGAUGGAUCGUUUCACAGCUACACUCCAUACCAGUUCCCAGGUUAUGGUGGAAUAGACCUCAUUGCUCCAUUCUGGACAGAUAUUGAUAACCGUGGCAAUGGUGUUAUUUCAUAUCGUCAGUACACAUCUGGCAGUGUUCUUACAGAGGCCACACAAGACAUUAACCAAUACUUCCCUGACCUGAGCUUUUCAGCAACUUGGGUCUUUGUAGCAACAUGGGACAGAGUUGCAUAUUAUCCAUAUUCAAGAACCGAAACAUCUUUCCAAGUGGUUUUGAUUUCAGAUGGCCAUUACACAUUUAUUUUGAUGAAUUAUGGAACAAUUGCUCCAAAACAUUAUGUACAGGCUGGUUAUGACACCAUCAACUCCAGAUACCAUUUCUCAAUUCCUGGAUCAUUCUCGAAUGACAUCACAAACUUGACAUACAGCAGCAAUGUCAAUGUGCCAGGCAGAUGGGCUUUCAGAACAGAUCAGGGAUCACGGGGUUGUCAGUUUAAUGGUAUUCCAGUGCAGCUUGGAGACUCUUUCUGGAGUGAUGAAACCUGCCAGCAGAGAUGCACCUGCACCAGCGGUGGCCUCCAGUGUAGCCACGAACCCUGCAGUUACUCCCAAGCCUGCCGUCCAGCUGCCUUCCAGUACUCUUGCCAGAACAUUCAACGGAAAACCUGUACCAUCUCUGGUGAUCCUCACUACUACACCUUUGACUAUCAGGUUUUUCACUUUCAAGGGACCUGCACUUAUGUUCUAUCUGAGGCCUGUGGCAGCGGUUUGCCGUACUAUCGCAUUGAGGGCAAAAAUGAGCAUCGGGGCAGCACGCAUGUGUCAUGGACGCGGAUGGUCAGAGUGUUUGUCUAUGAUGAAGUAAUUGAACUGGUCAAGGAUCACUAUUAUGACGCAAGGGUUAAUGGAAGUUUUGCAGCAACGCCAUUCACCCUCCGCAAUGGCUCCGUCCAAGUCUAUCGGUCAGGUUUUUCCUUGGCCAUCAGCACAGACUUUGGUCUGGUUGUUACAUAUGAUGCAUACAGCUACGUCAGCAUCUCUGUACCGUAUGACUAUUUUAAUUCCACCUGUGGUCUGUGCGGAAACUUUAACCUGCAUCCCGAAGAUGACUUCCGUUCACCCAGUGGUGAGAUCUUGAGCUCAGAUGUGGAUUUUGCCAACAGUUGGAAAGUGCAAAGUGACAUAGAUCCUGAAUGUCAUAAUGUCAGGUGCACAGGUCUGGCUUGUGCUGUUUGUGCAACAGAUGAAAUGACUCUGUACAGUGACAGCAACCACUGUGGAAUCCUAGAAGAUGUCUUCGGCCCUUUUGGCGCUUGCCACUCUGUGCAUGCGCCACAGACCUACACAGAGAACUGUGUAUAUGAUCUUUGCUUGGGAGGAGGGUACCAGCCCAUUCUGUGCCAGGCUCUCAAUGUGUAUGCUACUCAGUGCCAACAGCAGGGUGUACAACUUGGUCAGUGGAGACAGCAGGGCUUCUGUGAAAUUCAAUGCCCUGAACACAGUCAUUUUGAGCCUCAAGGAACAGGUUGUCCUGCGACUUGCAGUAAUCCAUCUGCCCCAAUAAACUGUCCCUUGCCCAGUCAGGAAAGCUGUAUCUGUGAUCCUGGGUACAUCCUGAGCGCUGGAGAUUGUGUGCCUGAAGCAAACUGUGGCUGCAUCUUUGAGGGCUUCUAUUACACAGAAGGACAGUCAGUGGUGUUGGAUGGUGACUGUGGGAGACAGUGUGUGUGCAGCAGCAUGUUGAUGACCUGCCAUCAGCACCAGUGUGGUCCAGCAGAGGUGUGUGGAGUCCAUGAUGGUGUGAGAGGCUGCAGACCCACCGGCUAUGCUACCUGCUCGGUUGAAGACCUCGGGUCAUAUCACACCUUCGAUGGACUAAGUUUCAGAUAUCAGGGAGCAUGCGGACUGACCCUUGCUAGAGUGAUGGGGCCAUCCCCACUACCACACUUUGUGUUGAUGGUGGAGAAAGUACCCCGAGGCUUUCAAGACUUUUCCAGGUUCCUGAAGUUUGAAGCAGAAGGAAUUCAGGUCUCCAUCGAAAUGGGAGAGGGCAGCAAUGUAAAGGUGGAUGGACAGAUGGUCGGUCUGCCUGUCAGUGUUGGCUCUGGUCAAAUCCGCAUUUAUCACAGCAGUGUGAGGGGUAUUGUUUUGGAAACAAACUUUGGGGUGACUGUAAGAGCCGACUGGCCACACAUUGUCCGAAUUACGGCACCAGGCACAUAUAGUGGCACACUUGGAGGUCUGUGUGGGAACUUCAAUGGAGACAUUGCUGAUGAAUUUUACACUCCAGAUGCUGUCCUGUUGAAUGACGUUCAGCUGUUUGCGGACAGCUGGCGUGAUGGUUCCCUAUCAGCCCACUGUGAGGACCCAAAUGACAGCUGGGAACUAGGACAUUAUCAGAACAGCAGCCAGUUCACUGAACAUUGUAGCAUCAUGGCCAAGGAUGAUGGACCAUUUGCUGAGUGCAGCAGAGCAAUAGAUCCUCAGCAACGGAUUGCAGAUUGCGUUCAGCUGCUGGAGCAGACACAAGGUGCCAGAGAGGCUCUAUGUGAGGCUUUGCGAGGUUACACACUACUUUGCCAACAGAAUGGCAUUGCAGUAGAAGAGUGGAGGAGUGCCACCCACUGCAAUCCCACCUGUCCAGCAAAUUCCCAUUAUGAAGUAUGCGGCACAUCCUGUCCUGCUUCCUGCCCCAGCCUCUCAUUUCCAUUUCAGUGCACAUUGCAGUGCCAGGAAGGAUGCCAGUGUAAUGACGGAAAUGUGUUGAAUGGAGAUCGUUGUGUGCCUCCUGUGGGUUGUGGUUGCUACCACUCUGGGCGUUAUCGGCAGGCUGGAGAGAGGUUCUGGCAUGGUGAAGAGUGCCAGUUCUUGUGUGUUUGUGAUGGAAUCACUGGAAAUGUUCAUUGCACACCAUCUUCUUGCAGUGAGGAGGAGGUCUGCCAUGUGUUGGACGGCGAGUACGGCUGCCAUCCUCGGCCACAUGCUCGUUGCUCUGCUUCAGGAGACCCCCACUACAUGUCUUUUGAUAAAUCCUACUUUGACUUCCAGGGCACAUGCCGCUAUGUGCUAGCCACAGUAUGUAAUGACACUACUGGCCUUCCGUACUUCCAGGUAGAUGCAAGGAACGAGGCAUGGCAUGGACUCCCAGUGUCAAUUACUGUAGAAAUUUUUGUCAAUGUCUCUGGGCAUCUUGUGCACAUGUCACGGGACAUGAACCGUCGUUUUACUGUUGAGGUUGAUGGAGAGACCAGAAACCUUCCCAUCCUGCUUGAUUCUGGACGGGUGUCUGUGUACUCCAGCGCACAGUACAUAUUCGUAUCAACUGACUUUGGUUUGAGCGUUGGUUAUAGUGGCUCCUGGGCGGUGGACAUCGUUGUACCAGCGGACUACAGUGGGGUUACGUGUGGCAUCUGUGGCAACUUCAACGGCCAGAGUAAUGAUGACUUCAUGACUCCUUCAGGUGCUCUGGUGCGCUCAGCAGACCAGUUUGGGGCAAGUUGGAAGGUUGAGGAAGAGCUGCCAUGUAAUGAUGGGUGUGGAAACAAUUGCCCUUUGUGCGAGGAUCAGACAACCUCCCGUUCCCUGUGUGACAUCAUCAGGUCCAGUGAGGGCCCCUUUAGUUUCUGCCAUGUUUAUGUCGAUCCUCAAGCCUACUUUGAUGACUGUGUGUUCGAUGUGUGCCUUUCUGGAAACCGUAAUGAUGUCCUGUGUCGCUCGAUCCAAACCUAUGCAAGUGCCUGUCAAUCUAACAAUGCCGUUAUCUACCCCUGGAGAGAAAGCGCAUCCUGUGUCAUAACCUGCCCAGAGAACAGUCACUAUGAGUUGUGUGGCACAGACUGUGGUCAUACUUGCGCCAGCAACGUUGAUGCUAGUUGUGAACACACAUGCUCAGAGGGAUGUUUCUGUGAUGAUGGGUUGGUGAGGAGUGGAGGACUCUGUGUCCCAGUGGAGCAAUGUGGCUGCUUGCAUAAAGGAUUCUACUUUAAUGUUGGUGAGCAAUUCCAGGAUGAAGAAUGUUCCCAAAUCUGUGAAUGUUUUGCUCCACAUGAUUUGCGCUGCUCAGAUUCUUCAUGCCCAUCAACAAUGGAGUGUAUGGUCAGAAAUGGACUUCGUGGCUGCUAUGACGACAGCACCACACACAAGACCACCACCAAAUCAAUCAUUUACUCAGAAGAGAGCACUACACUCAUUACCACAAGCACAUCAAGCCUUCCCUCAGAAGAGAGCACCACCUACAUGACCACCACCAUAUCAACCCUUCCCUCAGGUGAAGGAGACCCCUGUCAAGAGCUAAACUGCACUGAGAAUGAACAGUGUGAAGAGAAACAUGGUGUUUACGGCUGUUCCUGCAAGGAAAACCAUCACAGAUCUCAGCAUGACGCCUUUGAUUUUAAUGAAAACUGCGAAAGCAGCUCUGGCUCCAUGUCUCUGUCUCGCUGUCAGCUUUUUGAGGCAGGUUUUCCUUCUGACAUCUUACACCUCAAUGACCCCAACUGCAGAGGAACAAUCCGGAAUGGCAGAGUGGAGUUCUAUUUUGACAACAAUGACCACAUCUGUGGCACAAAUCUGAUGGCUAAUGGCACCCACUUCAUCUAUAAGAACUUUAUUAUUGGGGAGCCACACUUAGUUGGGCAUCUCAUUAGCAGGAAGAGAAUUUUAAAGAUUCCUUUCAGCUGUGUUUACUCACAAACCCAAACACUCUCCAUGGACAUCAAUCCUCUAGAGAGCACUGUGCACAUUAACCUUCCUGCUGGUCAAGGGACAUAUCGGGUCAGGAUGAUUCCAUAUCAGGAUGCUGAAUUCUCCCACCCCUUCACUGGUAGUGUGAAUGCAGAGCUGAGCAAGCGGAUUUUUGUGGAAGUUCGUGUUGAUGGAGUUGACAGUCAUCAGUUUGCCUCAGUGAUUGACACAUGUUGGGCUACACCUGUGAACGAUCCUCAUCACCCUCUCCGCUGGGACCUCAUCGUUGACAGGUGUCCCAAUCCUAAUGAUGAUACAGUGGAGUUGCUGCAAAAUGGUAUUUCUACAUCCAGCCGCUUCUCCUUUGAGAUGUUUAUCUUCACUGCAGACUCCACCAAGGUUUACCUGCACUGCGCUAUUCACCUUUGCCUUAUGACAGACAAUCUCUGCUCAGUGCACUGUGACUCUGAGCACCACCAUAGAGUGGGCAGAUCUGUGGAUUUCCAUGACAGUAAUUCCAUAUCCCUUGGUCCAUUGAUGUGGUCUGACAGUAACAAAGAUGCGCUGAUGCCACGCCAAGUGCUAGUAUCCAGGGCUCCAUGUCUAUUGGGUUCUCUGACUAUAUCACUUAUUUCUCUGAUGAGUCUCCUGAUAUUCUUCUAGAAUAUUUCUACUGACAAUCAACCUAAUGUUUUAACACAUCUAUUCUUAUAUUUUUCUCGAUGGAUGUGACACUGAUGCCAAACUGUUACAAGCUUUCUAUAAAUGUAACCUUUGGGGGAUUAUGUUGAAAAUCACAACCUUUAAAAUGUUUUAUAAAUCAAACAGUCUUAUUACUAUUGUGAGGAUAAAACAAAUCACAAUAAACUGAUUUUCUCUGUU